Molecule: messenger RNA, 183 nt
Organism: Plasmodium fragile
Lineage: Eukaryota; Apicomplexa; Aconoidasida; Haemosporida; Plasmodiidae
Exons: 1
Coding region: 1-183 (60 amino acids)
Source: RefSeq, a predicted model, not a curated record
AUGUCCAGUAACGUUGGAUCCAGUCUACGCAAGUACAUGUAUGAGCCUUAUUUGGUAUACACUUAUCUAUAUCUGUCCAUACACCAUGGAAAUUGCAUCGAUAAUGUUAAAGAAGAAGAAAAAAAGGAGAAAACACAAAAGGAAGGAGAAUUUCAGAGACAUUACACGCAGUGCUUUAUUUAA